GUAACCCCUGUCUCGCGUCGGGUUGUCUCCGGCCCCCACUCGGCGGGGUAAAUUCCAUAAUUUAGAGUCACUACGAGUACUUACAACCGCUUCAAACGCGACAUCGAAUACAACUCCACCAAGAACCUCAAUCUACUCAUCGCAAACAUGGCAGACCAAGCCGCCGAACCCCCUUCCAAAUCCGCCCUCAAAAAGGCUGAAAAGCAAGCCAAAAUGGUCGCCGACAAACUCGCGAAAGUUAGCAAGCAAGCAGCUCUCCCCGUCGUUGGAGGCAAGAAGGUAGACGAUAUCAUCGGCAUUACGGUUUCCAAGUCGGACAACUUCUCAGCAUGGUAUCAGGAGGUUGUGCUCAAGGCCGAGAUGAUUGAAUACUACAACGAGAUUUCGGGGUUCUUCAUCUUGAGACCUAGUAGUAUGUAUAUUUGGAAUACGAUCAGGAAGUGGUUCCAGGAGCGCAUUGAGGCGAUGGAUGUCGAGGAGGCUAGUUUUCCUAUGUUUUUGAGCAGUAAGAGUUUGGAGAAGGAGAAGGACCAUGUUGAGGGGUUCGCGCCCGAGUUGGCUUGGGUUACGAAGGCGUGAGUUAUUCUUUUCUCUGUGCGCGGGAGGAUUUACCCCGCCAUGUUUGGAGCAGAUACUGACUCAAUGUCUAGCGGUGAUAAGGACCUCGAGGUUCCUGUUGCUGUCCGUCCUACUUCCGAGGCCGUCAUGUACCCAUACUACUCCAAAUGGAUUCGAAGUCAUCGGGAUCUUCCCCUGAAGCUUAACCAGUGGAAUAGUGUGGUUCGAUGGGAGGCCAAGCAAACCACCCCUUUCCUGAGAGCACGAGAAUUUUUAUGGCAAGAAGGUCAUACCGCGCAUUUGACUGAGAAGCUGGCUGGGAUUGAGGUUCGGGAAAUUUUGGAGUUAUACGCAGGCGUUUACGAGGAAUUGCUUGCAGUUCCAGUUGUUCGCGGUACGAAGACCGAGAAGGAGAAGUUUGCUGGAGGAUAUUAUACCACAACCGUUGAAGGAUAUAUCCCAUCCAAUGGACGUGGUAUUCAAGGAGCAACCUCCCACUGCUUGGGUCAAAACUUUAGCAAGAUGUUCGAUAUUACAGUUGAAGAUCCCUCCCCAAAGGUCGACGGUGCUGAAAAGCUUCCACCAGUCCACGUAUGGCAGAACUCCUGGGGUCUCUCCACCCGAGUCAUUGGUGUGAUGGUCAUGAUCCACGGUGACGACAAAGGAUUAGUUCUCCCUCCACGAAUUUCUAAACUUCAAACAAUAAUCAUCCCCGUGGGAAUCAACAAAAAGACCACCCCAGAAGCUAAAACCAAACACUACAACCAACUCCAAGAACUAAAAGACACCCUCAAGAAAGCUGGUGUCCGAACUGACUAUGAUAUCCGUGACUCCUACACCCCAGCCUGGAAAUUCAACGACUGGGAACUCAAAGGUGUCCCCCUCCGUCUAGAAUACGGCCCCAGAGACGCAGAACAGAAUCAAGUAGCCUACGCCCGUCGCGACACCGGAGAAAAAGGCACCAUUCAAAUCGCCACUCUCGCAACCGACAUCACUACCCUCCUCGAGACCAUCCAAAAAGACAUGUACACCAAAGCCGAAGCCGCCUUCCGCGCUCACCGUCUAGUAAUCACCAAGUGGGAAGAAGUAGUCCCCGCCCUCGACGCCAAGAACGUCGUCCUCAUCCCCUGCUGUCUCGCCGAAAAGUGCGAAGACAAGAUCAAGGAUUUGACGACGGGGAAGCAGGAAGAUGCGGAGGUUGGUCCGGAUGGGAAGAAGGCUCCCAGCAUGGGAAUGAAGAGUUUGUGUAUCCCCUUUCAGCAACCCGAGGGUCUGGUCAAGGGCGAGACCAAAUGUCUUAAUCCCGAGUGUGGGGCUUUGGCUAAGGAGUGGUGUAUGUUUGGACGAAGCUACUAGGUGUUGAACGUGUGGCUGUCUAGGAGUUUUUGAGGGAUGUUAGGGUUGGGAGCGGGGUAUGGAACGGAGAUUUUUCCCUUUUUUAUGAGUUGAGGGGUAGACGGUGGUGGGUUUUACGAAGAUAUGAGGGUUAUGAUACUUCAACUUUUGCGUGGCUUCUCAUGUCGAAGGGAAAACUUGGUAUUUGAGAAAAAACAAACGUCACCAAAGCAGAUGAAGAUAAGUAGAAAUGAACGAGCAUU
Hymenoscyphus albidus is the source of this 2156-nucleotide messenger RNA. Lineage: Eukaryota; Fungi; Ascomycota; Leotiomycetes; Helotiales; Helotiaceae. The record is from the annotation of a GenBank genome assembly.